This is a messenger RNA of Numida meleagris (helmeted guineafowl), 3164 nucleotides long. RefSeq names its product bestrophin 1 (gene BEST1). Gene Ontology annotation, molecular function: chloride channel activity. The record is from RefSeq and is a predicted model, not a curated record. The transcript is spliced from 9 exons. Bases 93 to 2384 code for a protein of 763 amino acids. NCBI's taxonomy places the organism in Eukaryota, Metazoa, Chordata, Aves, Galliformes, Numididae.
UGGGACACCUGAGGUUUCUGUUUCCUCCCUGUGUGCAGGCUUGCUUGGCAGCUUCGACAUCUGCUUAUUUUCUGUCUCUACCAGGACCUGUGAUGACAGUGACAUACACUAACCGUGUGGCCGAUGCCCGCCUAGGCACCUUCUCGCAGCUCCUGCUUCAAUGGAAAGGCAGCAUCUACAAACUCCUCUACUCUGAGUUCCUUAUCUUCAUCUCCCUCUACUUCGCCAUCAGCCUUGUCUACAGGCUGAUCCUCAGCGAAAGCCAAAGGCUGAUGUUUGAGAAGCUGGCACUCUACUGCAACAGCUAUGCUGAGCUAAUCCCUGUGUCCUUUGUGCUGGGUUUCUACGUGGCUCUGGUGGUGUCCCGCUGGUGGGCGCAGUACGAGAGCAUCCCAUGGCCUGACCGCAUCAUGAACUUGGUCUCCUGCAAUGUGGACGGGGAGGAUGAGUACGGGCGGCUGCUGCGUCGCACCCUGAUGCGCUACAGCAACCUGUGCAGCGUGCUGAUCUUGCGCUCCGUCAGCACUGCUGUCUACAAGCGCUUCCCCAGCAUGGAGCACGUCGUGAGGGCAGGCCUCAUGACACCUGAAGAGCACAAGAAGUUUGAGAGCUUGAAUUCCCCCCACAACAAGUUUUGGAUCCCAUGUGUGUGGUUCUCCAAUCUGGCUGUGAAAGCAAGGAAUGAGGGGAGGAUCCGGGACAGCGUGCUGCUCCAGGGCAUCCUGAAUGAGCUCAACACUUUGCGCAGUCAAUGCGGGCGGCUCUACGGGUAUGACUGGAUCAGCAUUCCCCUGGUCUACACCCAGGUGGUGACCGUGGCUGUUUACAGCUUCUUCCUGGCCUGUCUGAUCGGGCGGCAGUUCCUGGAUCCUGAAAAAGCAUAUCCUGGCCAUGAACUAGAUCUCUUCGUGCCUGUCUUUACAUUUUUGCAGUUCUUCUUCUAUGCUGGCUGGUUAAAGGUGGCCGAGCAACUAAUCAACCCUUUUGGGGAGGAUGAUGAUGACUUUGAAACCAACUGGCUCAUUGACAGGAACCUGCAGGUCUCCCUUAUGGCAGUGGAUGAGAUGCAUCAGGAUUUGCCCAUUCUGGAGAAGGAUCUAUACUGGAACGAGCCCGAUCCUCAGCCACCUUACACCGCAGCCACUGCUGAGUACAAGCGCCCAUCAUUCCUUGGAUCAACCUUUGAUAUCAGCAUGCAGAAAGAAGAGAUGGAGUUCCAGCCCCUGGAGCAAAUUAAAGAGAAUGAGGAAGCAAACCAUUCCACGCCGCUACUGGGACACCUGGGCCGCUUCCUCGGUGUCCAGUCACCAAGCUUCUCCAGGUCCUCUUCCCGCAUGAACCUCCUGCGCAGGCGAGGGGAGCCCACAUCCCCCUUCUCCCAUUACACGUACCAAGACAUGGGCAAGUCUGGAAACAUCAGUCAGCCAAGGGGAGACACCAACUCACAGGAGCAGUGGGACGGCGAGGACGGAAAACUAAGGGAGUUUGAUGCCUUCAUAUCGACCCCAUUUUAUGAGAGACCUGGUUUCUACAGUGCCCCACAGACACCAAUCAGCUCCAUCCCCAUGAUCUUUCCUUCUAGACGCCAAGGGCGCAAGAAGCCCCCUGCACUCUCCAGCAUAGCUGCAUGCUCAAAUUCUCUUAAGGAUGUCAUUGUCAACUCCUCACCUUCCAGGAUGAGUGAUACGUACAAAAGCCAGAGCUCCCUCGGCUCAGGUGCAAAGGAAACAUUUAUAUGGCCAACAGAACGGAAUAAAGGUCCUGACUCGCUGGUUGUAACGGUGGAAGAAGAAAAGAGCAACUCUAGCAAUAAAAGCAGAGAAGCUGCCAUCACAGGAAGCCCAGAAGCUCUGUCCACAGCAUCAGACAGCCCCAAAUUCCCCUUCCUAGCAGAGUCCCCAGACCACGAGCAGCAGGGCAGCUUCAAAAGCCUGAAGACUUUAAAAGGCUCCCACCCACCCUGGCUAACUCUGGAGAACACAGUAACAACCACUCCCAAUUCUGAGCAAUCGAGUGCCUUCCCCCCACCUAGCAACGUACCGCCCAGCAGCAACACCUCCUUCUGCUUCUCAUUCACCCCCGUAGCAUCUCCAGUGCUGGAGAGAUCCCCCAUGGGGAACACGUGCCCCGAUACUCACAGCCUAAGUUCAGAAGACACAGCUAGCGCACCAGACCAGCAUCCACCAGAGGUUUCCAGGAGCACGAGAGAGACAGGAAACAGAAACAGUAAUACUCCUCCUGCGAGGGAGACAAGAAGAGCAGAAAGCCCAUCCACUAAUGACUCUGGCAUCUCUCUUGCUGAGGGUGACUAUGUGGGGCUGAUGGAGGUGAUCAUGGAGACAAGUGAAAGCAUAUGUGAAGAGCAGAUGGAUCAGUACAGCUAGAGGAGACCAAGAGACAAACAAGUACGUCGGGUAUCUGAGAAACAAUGCUGCAGUAUCUUCACACCUGGCCCACACUAGCACUCAUCCUCCUAACAGAAGGGCAGUGCUGCCAGACUUCAUUUUUCUGGAGUAUUAUUCACCUACAGCCCAGCACCAGUGACUCACCACUACUGGACUCAGGCACAGUAGCAGGCACGUGACUUCAGUGCUGCAAUGAGAAAAAGAGGAAAAAAAAAAAAACCUCAAUACACUCUAGCAAAACAAGACUUCUAAUGUUAGGUAUUACGAAUGCCUAACUGUAGAACCAUAGUUGAACAGAUACUGAGGAGUCUGGAGUGCAGGCAUAGCCCAAAGCAGAUGAUGUAGUUAAGGAUACUUCAUUACAGCAAGAAUUGGAGCUCAAAGUUUACAUGAGUGCUUGCCAUAAGGCCCAGGACCUGCACAAGUUACUCCAGGGAAAGAAAGGGACUGAGGCAUAGCAUUUGUGAUACAGACACACAGUGCUUCAUGAAGUCCUACCCAGCUGAUGCUCUCUAGCACCAGUAAAGCAAUGGGGUAAGGCCACUUGAACAAGUGGCUGCCACCAAUGGUAUUUACAUUGCUUCAAGUUUUGUAUCAUAUAUAUCACUGAUUUGAAAGCAAUCAAAGUCAUCUGGAUGGUAGCAGACAACACAAAGCUAAGAUUUUUUAACAAGCCCUGAUUAAAAAAAGCAAGGCAGCUGUCCAGGACCACUUGCUUCCUCAUCUUAGUUUCCAAGCAACAAUAAAAGUUUAAAGAAA